Sphenostylis stenocarpa is the source of this 1398-nucleotide messenger RNA. NCBI's taxonomy places the organism in Eukaryota, Viridiplantae, Streptophyta, Magnoliopsida, Fabales, Fabaceae. The record is from the annotation of a GenBank genome assembly.
AUGGCGAGCCCAGAAGAAGCAAAGCUCGAAAUUUUCAUGCAGUGGUUACAGGCAAAUGGGGUGGAGCUACGAGGUUGCAAGAUCAAGUGCUGUGAUUCCAAACGAGGGUUUGGCAUCUUUUAUGAAAAAGAUGUUUCUGAUGGGGUUAUAUUGGUUGUUCCACUAGAUUUAGCCAUUACUCCAAUGAGGGUGUUGCAAGAUCCUCUUCUAGGACCAGCAUGUAGAGCAAUGUUUGAAGAAGGAGAUGUAGAUGACAGGUUGCUAAUGAUGCUGUUUUUGACCGUGGAGCGUUUGCGUAAGAAUUCUCUAUGGAAGCCGUACCUUGAUAUGCUUCCAACCACUUUUGGGAAUCCACUUUGGUUUAGUGAUGAUGAACUUCAAGAACUAAGAGGAACAAACUUAUAUCGUGCGACAGAAUUGCAGAUGAAAAGCUUGCUUUCUUUGUUCGAAACUAAAGUGAAGGAUAUAGUGAAGAAACUUUUGACUCUUGAUGGAAAUUCAGAGAUGUAUGUGCUGGAGCUAAUUAAUGUUGGAUAUAUGAAUAUGGUCCUAUUCAGUGAGGUGUUAUUUGAAGAUUUCCUGUGGGCGAACUCAAUAUUUUGGACCCGUGCUUUGAACAUUCCAAUGCCUCGAUCUUAUGUAUUUCCAGGAAUGCAAGAUGAUCAUGACAGUUGCAUACUAGAAGCCGAUGGAAAGAGAAGCCAGGUUAAAAAAUCUAACCAUCUGACCAAGGAAAUGACAUGUAAUAGUAACACCGUGACAGGAGAAACUGUUUGGGUAGAGGGUCUUGUCCCUGGCAUUGACUUUUGUAACCAUGAUCUGAAGCCGAUAGCGACAUGGGAAGUUGAUGGAACUGGUUUAGCAACUGGGGUUCCUUUCUCUAUGUAUCUUAUUUUGGCUGCUCAAAGUCCCUUGCAGAAUGACCAAGAAAUUUCCAUUAGUUAUGGAAACAAGGGAAAUGAGGAACUUCUCUAUCUUUAUGGUUUUGUCAUUGAUGAGAACACUGAUGACUAUGUCAUGGUCCACUAUCCAGCAGAAGCAAUGAAUACUAUUUCCUUUUCAGACUCCAAAUGCCAGCUUCUUGAAGCUCAGAAUGCUGAAAUGAGAUGUCUUUUACCCAAAACGUUGCUGGAUAAUGGAUUUUUUCCACUGGGGACCCAAAACAGUGGAGAAGAUAACAAGGGAAAAGCUGACCAAGUUUGCAACUAUAGUUGGAGCGGUCAGCGCAAGAUGCCGUCUUAUGUAAACAAGCUGGUGUUUCCUGAGAAAUUUAUGACUACUUUGAGAACCAUAGCCAUGCAAGAAGAAGAGCUUUACAAGGUUUCAUCAAUGCUGGAAGAGGUUCAGUUUCUAUACAAUAUUUUACUUCAUAUUUCGCUUGAAAUGUUAGACUAUUGA